Messenger RNA from Helianthus annuus (common sunflower), 2312 nucleotides. Its product is annotated as L-type lectin-domain containing receptor kinase S.4. The transcript has a single exon. Lineage: Eukaryota; Viridiplantae; Streptophyta; Magnoliopsida; Asterales; Asteraceae. The record is from RefSeq and is a predicted model, not a curated record. Gene Ontology annotation, biological process: protein phosphorylation. Gene Ontology annotation, cellular component: plasma membrane. Bases 148 to 2175 code for a protein of 675 amino acids. Gene Ontology annotation, molecular function: carbohydrate binding; ATP binding; protein kinase activity.
AACCAUCACUACUUUAUGUUUCUACUUUCUUCUUCAACCAAUUGAAUAUGACACAUGCUACAAUUCAUUUAUAACACACCAUUUGCAUAUAAUUACACACAAACAAACACACAUUCACAACAACAAUAGUACUCCCAUGACCAAAACAUGUUCUUCCCCUACCUUCUUCUUUUUCCUAUUCUCUUCACUCAAUCUCUAUCUUUCUCCUUCAUCUUCAAUGGAUUCAAAAACCUUAACAUAUCCGUCAACGGGGCCGCAUGUGUCACACCCCACGGCAUUCUAAAACUCACCGACAGCACCCCACGCUUAAUCGGCCAUGGGUUUUACCCGAACCCGAUCCGUUUCAAAAAUAAUAAAACACCUUUAUCAUUUUCCACAUCUUUUGUUUUCGCCAUAUUGCCUGAAUACAAAAAGUUAGGUGGUCAUGGGCUGGCUUUCGCUAUAUCGCCAUCGAAAGAGCUCGCCGGAGCCCAACCGAACCAGUAUCUUGGCCUCCUUAACAUCACAAACAAUGGCAAUACAUCAAACCAUUUAUUCGCUAUAGAAUUCGACACGGUUCAAGACUUAGAAUUCGGUGAUAUUGAUAACAACCAUGUUGGUGUUAAUAUCAACUCCAUGUUGUCAAAGAACACAACCACAGCUGGCUAUUAUGUUGGUUCUACAAAACAUGAUCUCAAUUUGAAAAGUGGGAAAAAGAUCCAAGCAUGGGUGGAUUAUGAUGGUUCAAAACAUGAACUAAAUGUAACUAUUUCACCAUCUUCAAGCAAACCCAUUAUGCCGAUCUUGUCGGUUCGGGUUGAUCUGUCACCCGUGUUGCAAGAUGAGAUGUACGUUGGGUUUUCAGCCUCAACAGGUGUGCUUGCAAGCUCUCAUUUUAUAUUUGGUUGGAGCUUUAACAUGUCUGGAAAAGCUCAAUCUUUUGAUAUUGAUAAGCUCCCUUCAAUACCAGGGGGUAAAAAUAACCACACACGUUUUAUAAUUAUUAGUGUUUCUGUGGGUGUCUUUUUAGCUCUUGGAAUUUUAGUGGUUGCUGUUGUUUUUGUGGUGAAGAAGUUGAAAAAUGUGGAUGAGAUUGAGGAAUGGGAGCUUGAUGUGGGCCCACAUAGAUAUUCUUACAAAGAGUUGAAAAAGGCUACAAAGGGGUUUAAAAAAGAGGGGUUACUUGGGUUUGGUGGAUUUGGGAGUGUUUACAAAGGGGUUUUGCCUAAAUCUAGGACAUUAGUUGCGGUGAAGCGAAUUUCAAACGAAGCGCAACAAGGGAUGAGGGCGUUUGUGUCGGAGAUCAAUACUAUUGGCCGCCUUCGCCAUAGAAAUUUGGUUCAAUUGUUGGGUUGGUGUAGAAAGAAAGGGGAUCUAUUGCUUGUGUAUGAUUACAUGGCUAAUGGUAGUUUAGAUAAGUAUAUUUAUGAUAAUCCUAGAGUUGUUUUAACUUGGGAACAACGGUUCAAGAUUAUAAAAGAUGUAUCGAGAGGUUUGUUAUAUUUACACGAAGAAUGGGAGCAAACCGUGCUUCAUAGAGACAUUAAAGCGGGAAACGUGUUGUUAGAUUCGGAGCUAAACGGGCGGUUGGGUGAUUUUGGGUUGGCUAAGUUGUGUGAGCACGGAUCAAACCCGAGCACGACUAAAGUGGUGGGUACAUUGGGUUAUUUGGCUCCUGAACUGACUCGAACCGGUAAGCCCACCACAAACUCAGAUGUGUUUGCAUUUGGGGCCUUGUUGUUAGAGGUGGUUUGCGGAAGGAGGCCCACUGAGCCGAAGGCGUUACCAGAGGAGCUUAUCUUGGUGGAUUGGGUUUGGGAUAAGUGGGUCAAAGAGGCUGUUAUUGAAGUGGUUGAUUCAAAGCUGAAAGGGGAGUUUGAUGAGGUGGAGGUUUUGAUGGUAAUUAAGUUGGGGUUAAUGUGUUCUAGUAAUUCACCGUCAGCGCGACCGCCUAUGAGGCAGGUGGUUAGGUACUUGGAAGGGGAGGUCGCCUUGCCCGAAAGUAUAGAGGCGCCAUGUGAGAACGUCGGGAAGGGUAGUCAUGGGUGGGAGUUUGAGGAUUAUGUGCAUUCUUAUCCAUCUUCCUCUAUUAUAGACAAUGUAAGCAAUUGGUCAGCUGGAAUUGAGGAAGAGUAUAUUGAUGUUGAAGCAGGUUUGACUACACCAUCCUCUGUUGAGAGCAAGUUAAGAAGUUAAAAUUUCUGUUCUGUUUUUUUUUUUUUUUUUUUUUUUUUUAAUUUUAUUUAGUUUUGGUUCUGUAGAAUGUGGAUAACUGUAUGUAUUAUGUAACUAGUUUUAUUUUAAGGUUGGAAUCAAUAAGUGUAUUUCAUCCC